UUUGCCUUCUUGUCUUGCUGCAUGCUGCACUAUUGGCAUCUCAGCUUCACAAAACUUUGCUACUGCUGCUCUUGCUUCCCCGUGCUCCUCUUGUUAAAGCUUCACUCGGAUCCCAAGGGAGGGCGUUGCUCCACUGGAAAGCCACUCUCAGGAGUCGUCAAUCCCUGAGAUCUUGGAACCUCAAUUCUAGUCCGUGCAAUUGGACUGGAGUUGCAUGCAAUUACCCCGUCACAGGUAGAGGGCGUUUGGCGAUCACCGAGAUACACCUGCCGAAGAUGGGCUUGGCAGGGUCACUUGAUGCUCUUGACUUCUUGACAUUGAGAUCACUCGUUCGUCUCAAUCUCUCCUAUAAUCAGCUCGGUGGAGCAAUUCCUCCGGCCAUCUCAGUUCUCUCCAGGCUUGUAUCUCUUGAUCUCGCUAGUAAUCAAUUCACAAGCAAAAUCCCAGUUAGGAUGGGCUCCAUGAAGGAGCUCCGAUUCUUGAGUCUUAGCCAAAAUCAAUUGAUUGGUGCUAUACCUCCAUCUCUGAGCAAUCUCACCAGCCUUGUGCAUUUGCACCUGUAUGAUAGUAUGCUUGUGGGUGUCAUUCCAAAGGAGUUAGGGAAGCUCCAUGAGUUGAUGGAUUUGGAUAUUGGGAUUAAUAGACUAUCUGGUUCAAUCCCUUCUAGUCUAGGAAAUUUGACAAAGCUUCAACGCUUAGGUUUUUACAAAAAUCAGCUCUCGGGUCUUAUUCCUGAUGAGAUUGGAAAUCUCAUUGAGGUUAUUGCUUUCAGCUUCCCAAAAAAUCUAUUAACAGGUCCCAUCCCUUCCUCUAUAGGAAACAUGACUAAAUUAAAUAUUCUUUACCUUUGGGAUAAUCAAUUGUCUGGUUUUAUUCCUCUUGAGAUUGGAAAUUUAAUUGAAGUUACGGAUCUCCAACUCUCAAAAAAUCUUUUGAGAGGUCCCAUCCCUUCCUCUAUAGGAAACAUGACCAAAUUAAAGAUCCUUUACCUCUGGGGUAAUCAAUUGUCUAGUUUUAUUCCUCUUGAGAUUGAGAAUCUAAUUGAAGUUACUGAUCUCUCACUCUCAACAAACAUUUUGACUGGUCCCAUCCCUUCCUUUAUAGGAAACAUGACCAAAUUAAAUAUUCUUUAUCUUUCAGAAAAUCAAUUGUCUGGUUUUAUUCCUCUUGAGAUUGGAAAUAUGACCAAAUUACAAUUACGGAUCUCGAACUCUCAACAAACCUUUUGACUGGUCCCAUCCCUUCUUCUAUAGGAAAUAUGAUCAAAUUAAAUAUUCUUAACCUUUGGGGAAAUCAAUUGUCUGGUUCUAUUCCUCUUGAGAUUGGAAAUCUAAUUGAAAUUACUAAUCUCAAACUCUUAACAAAUCUUUUGACCGGUCCUAUCCCUUUCUUUAUAGGAAACAUGACCCAAUUAAAAUUCUUAUCACUACAAAUGAACCAGCUCUCUGGCUCAUUCCCUCGAUCGGUUGGUAAGUUAAGCAAACUCAGAGAACUACGUGUAUUCGAUAAUCAGUUGUCUGGACCUUUGCCUAUGGAGAUCAACAACAUUACUGGACUGACAUACAUAGAGUUGUCAAAUAAUAACUUCGUCGGUUAUGUACCCCCAAACAUUUGCAAAGGUGGAGCCCUAAAGUACCUCACUCUAACAACUUCCAAGGUCCCAUUCCCACGACCUUGAAAAAUUGUACGACACUAGAAAGGGUUCGUCUUGAGCAUAACCAGCUCACUGGAGAUGUAUCCCAAUAUCUUGGAGUGUAUCCCCAUCUUUAUUAUAUAGAUUUGAGCUUCAAUCUACUCUCCGGUACACUCUCACCAGAUUGGGCAAAAUGGCACAAUCUGACGCUCUUGAGAAUCUCAAAUAACAACAUCACCGGAGUCAUACCCUCCGAGUUUGGGCAGUUGACGAAACUGCGAGAGCUGGACCUCUCUUCCAACUACCUACAAGGAGAGAUCCCAAAGAGCUUCGGCAGCUUAACCCUUCUCUAUAAUCUGAGCUUGAGCAACAACCAACUCGUCGGCCAUGUGCCUCCGGAGAUUGGAAUGCUGUCCAAUCUUGAACUGCUUGAUCUCUCAUCCAACAACUUGGCAGGAAGAAUCCCCGAUCAAUUAGGCGACUGCAUGAAACUCCGAUCGUUGAUGCUUAACAACAACAACUUCAGUGGAACCAUUCCAUUGGCCAUUGGGAAUCUGGUGGUCCUUCAAGACACCUUUGACGUCAGCCACAACUCACUAACAGGGGAGAUUCCAUCCCAACUCAGCAAAUUGGUGAUGCUGCAAAGCCUGAAUCUAUCGCAUAAUUCCUUGUCGGGUCAUCUUCCUUCUUCGCUAACGUAUAUGACGAGCUUGUCUACCGUAGAUGUAUCCUACAAUGAACUGGACGGCCCUGUUCCUGAUAGCCCAGCUUUCCGAAGAGCCCCGGCAGAGUGGUUUGCCUAUAACAAUGAUCUGUGUGGAGUUGUUCGAGGAUUGCCUCCGUGUGUUUCACACGGUACUCCAACAAAAGAUGACCGAAGCAAGCGCCACAAAGUGGUUGUAAUAGCCAUCAUUGCUUCCGUCGUCUUCUUCCUUCUCUUGUUUAUAUUCAUUGCAGCUGCUUUACGAUUCCACAAGAGAAAGAAGCCGCCAGUACCUGUCGAUGAUAAUCACAUCAAAGAAGGUGCAUUCUCUAUAUUGAAUUUUGAUGGAAGAGAUGUAUACAAGGACAUCAUCGAAGCCACCGAAGAUUUCGAUGCCAAAUACUGUAUCGGAAGCGGUGCAUACGGCAGUGUCUACAGAGCAGAGUUAGCAAGUGGGGAACUGCUAGCGGUGAAGAUGAUUCACCUACCAGACACUGAAGGUACAUGCGACGAGCAACCCUUUCAAACUGAGAUACAAACUCUUACUCAAAUUCGACAUCGCAAUAUCGUCAAGCUUUACGGGUUCUGCUCCUCUCCCCAGCGCAAAUUUCUGGUGUACGAGUACAUGGAGAGAGGAAGUCUGGGAUCUGUCCUCAGAAGCGAAACUGCAGCUGAAUUGGACUGGGGGAUGAGAGUGAACAUCGUGAAAGAUGUUGCUCGUGCUCUGUUCUACAUGCAUCACGAUUGUGUUCCGCCUAUCGUUCAUCGGGAUGUUACCAGCAACAACAUCCUACUUGAUUCGAAUUCAAGGCUUGUGUUUCCGACUUUGGAAUUGCUCGACUACUGAAUCCGGAUUCAUCAAAUUGGACCAUGCUUGCAGGCACACGGGGUUACUUGGCACCAGAGCUUGCAUAUACAAUGAGAGUGACCACCCAAUGCGACGCGUACAGUUUCGGAGUGGUGACGCUGGAGUUGCUAAUAGGAGAAUAUGGAGAAAUACUUAUUUCCAUUCUGUCGUCUUCACCGAUCAAUGAUAGCUUCGUGAAAGACGUAUUGGACCGACGUCUAGCUGUUCCUGAGGGUCAAGUUGCGGAUGAAGUGGUUACAGUUUUGAGCUUGGCUCUUCGUAGCGUGGACAACCACCCUGAAUCACGCCCGACAAUGAAACAGGUCUCCGAGAAGUUAUGCGUGGUCAGAACACCCCCACCAAGCCUACGAUCUAUUGAUGCAUUGAAGUUUUCCGAUUUGAUGACCGUGGAGAUAUGAUCUAUAUGCACUCCUCUGUGUCCCGUUGCUUAUUUUGGUCAGGAUUGGGAGACUUUGUUUCCGUAUGGCUUGCUUUAUUAGUGGUUUCAUUCUGCAGCGUGUUUAAUAAAAGCAUCGGUUGGUAAUCGAUCUCUUUUCUGCGAUUAUUUUCGACUGGGUUGUAA
Musa acuminata AAA Group (dessert banana) is the source of this 3766-nucleotide messenger RNA. Its product is annotated as probable leucine-rich repeat receptor-like protein kinase At1g35710. The coding region runs from base 2041 to 3183 and encodes 380 amino acids. Gene Ontology annotation, biological process: protein phosphorylation. The transcript is spliced from 2 exons. The record is from RefSeq and is a predicted model, not a curated record. Gene Ontology annotation, molecular function: protein binding; protein kinase activity; ATP binding. NCBI's taxonomy places the organism in Eukaryota, Viridiplantae, Streptophyta, Magnoliopsida, Zingiberales, Musaceae.